Messenger RNA from Nematolebias whitei (Rio pearlfish), 1467 nucleotides. RefSeq names its product neuronal acetylcholine receptor subunit alpha-9-II-like. The transcript has 7 exons. NCBI's taxonomy places the organism in Eukaryota, Metazoa, Chordata, Actinopteri, Cyprinodontiformes, Rivulidae. The record is from RefSeq and is a predicted model, not a curated record. Gene Ontology annotation, cellular component: postsynaptic membrane; neuron projection; synapse. Gene Ontology annotation, biological process: nervous system process; monoatomic ion transmembrane transport; chemical synaptic transmission. Gene Ontology annotation, molecular function: acetylcholine-gated monoatomic cation-selective channel activity; transmembrane signaling receptor activity. Bases 70 to 1467 code for a protein of 465 amino acids.
CUUCAUCCUCCGAUCUCAGCAGAUGUUUGAUCGCUCGGCUCCGAUCGAUCGGAUCAAUCAGUGAUCAGGAUGAAGAUCUUGUGCAGCUCAGCGCUCCUGCUGCUCCUCUUCAUCGUCCCAGUUUGUUUCGCCGCUCACGGUCGCUUUGCCCAGAAGCUCCUGACUGACCUGUUCUCCAACUACACCAACGCCCUGCGGCCAGUGGAGGACACCGACAACAUCCUCAACGUCACGCUGCAGAUCACCCUGUCCCAGAUCAUUGACAUGGAUGAGAGGAACCAGAUUCUGACCACCUACCUGUGGAUCCGCCAGGUAUGGCUGGAUGCCUACCUCACAUGGAAGAAGGAGGAUUAUGACGGCCUGGACACCAUCCGGAUCCCCAGCAGCUAUGUCUGGAGGCCUGACAUUGUUCUGUACAACAGUGCAGACGAUGAAUUCUCCAGCUCCAUGGAGACAAAUGUGGUCCUCCGUAAUGAUGGACAGGUGAUGUGGGACCAGCCGGCCAUCACCAAAAGCUCCUGUUCUGUGGAUGUGGCCUUCUUUCCUUUUGAUGUGCAAGAGUGCAGCCUGACCUUCGGCUCCUGGACUCACAAUGGAAACCAGAUGGACCUGAUCAACGCACUGGACAGUGCAGAUCUGGCCGACUUUGUCCCCAACGUGGAGUGGGAGGUUCUGGGCAUGCCGGCCAAGAAGAACGUCAUCCAGUAUGGCUGCUGCUCCGACCCAUACCCGGACAUCACCUUCACGCUCCACCUGAAGAGACGAGCCUCCUUCUACAUCUUCAACCUCCUCAUCCCCUGCAUGAUGAUCUCCUUCCUGGCUCCGCUGGGUUUCUUCCUGCCAGCCGACUCUGGGGAAAAGAUUUCCCUGGGUGUGACGGUGCUGCUGGCCCUCACCGUGUUCCAGCUGCUUGUGGCUGAGAGCAUGCCGCCAUCUGAGAGCGUCCCUCUGAUCGGAAAGUACUACAUUGCCACCAUGAUGAUGGUCACUGCAUCCACAGCCCUCACCAUCUUCAUCAUGAACGUCCACCACUGUGGUCCCGAGGCCCAACCCGUCCCACACUGGGUCGAGCGCUUCGUCCUGAACUAUCUGGCCAGAAUCUGUUUCGUCAGUGAGGUCGGCGAGAGCUGCUUCAGAGGAUCCUCAUCCAAGACACAACCGUUGUCUCAGGAUGAGUCUGACAUCCCAUCCGGAGACAGCAGGGGGACAAACUGGGACAUAAACGGACAGACGUGGGGAGGGAGAGGUGAGGAAAAAGGGGGAGAGGAAACGCAGAGUGCAUGCCAGCACCAGAGACUGCGUAAGAACAUCGAGUUCAUCGCCAGCUCGUACCAGGAGCAGCGAGCGGCACAGCUCCGCAUCGCUGAGUGGAGGAAGGUUGCCAAGGUGAUGGACCGCUUCUUCAUGUGGCUCUUCUUCAUCAUGUUCUUCUUCAUGAGCAUCCUCAUCCUGGGCAAGGCCAUCUGA